Melitaea cinxia (Glanville fritillary) is the source of this 889-nucleotide messenger RNA. Its product is annotated as transmembrane protein 223. Bases 105 to 776 code for a protein of 223 amino acids. The record is from RefSeq and is a predicted model, not a curated record. Gene Ontology annotation, cellular component: mitochondrion. NCBI's taxonomy places the organism in Eukaryota, Metazoa, Arthropoda, Insecta, Lepidoptera, Nymphalidae. Gene Ontology annotation, biological process: nervous system development. The transcript is spliced from 2 exons.
CUAGUAAUGACAUUUUUGACAUCCAGAUACUUGAGGUUGUUUUUAUUAUUUUUAGGUUCAGCAGUCAGCUAUAAGUUUUUCAAGUAUUUAUUAAUCGUUUGAUAAUGUCUUUUCUAUCCUAUGCACCAGUCAUUUUAAGAAGGGCAUCUAAACUGGGAUAUUCUAUAAAUAGAAUUCCCAUUAUAAAAAGAAAUGAAAAAUCCUUCAGUUCUGUUACAAAAACAAUUCACGAUGUUAAUACAAAUGUAGCUAAAGAUGUAAUAUUAUAUAAAUAUGAAAAUCCCAAGUAUUAUAUGUACAUGAAUAUAUUUGCUGUCGUACAAUACAUGUUUUGGACGUACCUAGGUUUAUUUGCAUUACAAAACUUGAGGGAUGCUCCGGUCGAUCGGUCGAAGAUCACGGAUGAAACUCCGUGGUACAGGAAGAUAAAUUUAGGUGAUAAUAAAUAUAGAAAUACCUUAGGAGCAGUCUCAAUUAUAAUUGGAACUGGAUCAUUAGCUAUGAUAUGGAUGUACACACUGAAGUCUGUAAGAUUUCUAAUUCUCAACAAAGGCGGACAUCACCUUACAUUUGUUACUUAUGCACCAUUCGGUAAUAAUAGGAUUAUGAAAGUUCCUAUUCAAAAUGUAUGUUGUAUGGAAAGCCGUAAAAUUGCUAAAGUGCAGUUACCAUUAAAAGUUAAAAAUACUCUAAUGUAUUAUAUGCUUGAUAUGCGUGGUGAAUUUAGAAAUCCUUUGUUAUUUGAUUGUACUGCUGGCUUAAAGAGAGUGUGGUAAAAGUAUUGUUUGCGUAAACAGAGUUUUAUUUAUUACAUAUUAAUGUCAUGAUCAAAUGCAGUUUGUGUUAAUAAUUGUCAAUUCUCAAAUGUAAAUAAAGUUAUUUAAAUUUA